AUGUCGCAGCUGCAGGCGGCGGCGUCGUCAUCCAGUGGAGCUCCUACUACCCCUGCACUUGAAGCCGACCUCGAGGGGAAGCUCCUCCUGCACGACGACAACGUGUCGCCACUGGCAGCGCCGCCGCAGAUCAAGCGAGGGGAACGGCGCCAGCCUCGUGAGGGCGGCGCCGACGUCGUCGGUGACCAACGCGAGAGGUUCCUUCGCGCGUACGACCGCCUACGGGACGAGCUCCUCGACGACGACUCGUGCGAGCUCACCGACGAGGCCAGGCGCUGGGUCGCGCAGAUGAUUGACUACAACGUGCCUGGAGGGAAACUGAAUCGAGGUCUGUCAGUGGUGGAUAGUUACUUGCUGUUGAAACAAGGAAGCGAGGUUGCUGAAGAUGAAUUCUUCCUCGCUUGUGUUCUUGGCUGGUGUGUCGAGUGGUUUCAAGCAUGUGCAUUGCUACUUGAUGAUAUCAUGGAUGAUUCUCAUACAAGGAGAGAUCAGAUUUGUUGGUACCGACGGCCUGAGGUUGGUCUUCAUGGCAUAAACGACGGUAUUGUACUGAAAUGCCACAUCGCACGCUUGAUAAAAAAGUACUUUAGAGAAAAGCCUUACUACAUAGACAUCUGUGAACUAUGGAACGAGAUAGCAUUGCAGACUUCGCUUGGACAGAUGCUUGAUCUUAUCAGCACACAUAAUGUGGCGAAUGACGUUGCAAAAUACAAUAUUGAAGUGUACCGUCGUAUUGUCAAGUACAAGACAUCUUACUACUCUUUUUAUCUUCCUGUGGCUUGUGCAUUGCUGUUGUAUGGCGCAAAACUUGAAAACUUCAGUGGCCUAAGGGAUGAUGAUUAUUUGGAUUGCUUUGCAGAUCCUAAUACAAUAGGGAAGAAAAACUAUGGAAAGAAGGAUUCAACUUCGGUUUCAAAAGUGAAAAACACUUAUUCUACUCUUGAUUUGAAGGACAUCUUCUCUGAGUUCGAAGAUCGAGCUUACAAACACUUGGUCACAUCUAUUGAAGCUCAAAAUGAUCGCGCGGUGCAGGAGAUCCUGAAAUCCUUUCUGAAGAAAAUCCAUCGCCGGAAGAAGUAG
Molecule: messenger RNA, 1080 nt
Organism: Miscanthus lutarioriparius
Lineage: Eukaryota; Viridiplantae; Streptophyta; Magnoliopsida; Poales; Poaceae
Source: the annotation of a GenBank genome assembly